CAACCUAUCAUCCAUCCUCAGAGCUGGGGCUGGCAGUGUUUCUGCCUGUCCUUGUUCCUGUUGGUCUUUAUCUAAAUUAUCUGCUGGCACAUCCAAAAGGUGAUGAUGGUAUGUGACACUGGGUGUGAUGAGGUGUCUGCAGUGCGUUUCCCCUCUCUUAGUACUUGGGGAGGCUGCAUGGGUAGAAGUAGGGGGGAAAGUGCUUUUUUGCUAUGUUUUGUUCCUGAUGUGUUAAUCCUUUCCUGCUCACUGUGCUGUUCAGUCUGUGGGUCUGCAGAUAUACCUGUGCUUAUUGUGCCAGCUUAUUGCUUAAGGUAUUUUGGUAUCAAAAGUGGAGCACUGGUACAAAAAGCUGAUUUUAAUGUCCCCCUUAUGUUAAGGAGCUAUUCCCACUGAAUGCCACAGAGAUCUGUGCACCUGUUCCCCCCAGACAGGAAGAAACAACAGCCUUGAGUCUUCUGCUUCUGUGUUAGUUUGCUGUACAGUACCCAAAAUACAUGGGAGAGAACAACACAAAUAUUCUUACAGGUGUGACAACAAAAAAAUAGAAAAAAAUAAAUCCCUCAAAGGGAAAAAGAAGGAGGGGGAAUCAAAGAAGGAAGACUCAGAUAUUCUGUCAGCACAAAGCAGGAACCCGAAUGCUGCAGCUGGAUGCACGAUUGCUGAUGUCCAGAAUAUCUGAUGUGAUAUAUGACUUGAAGAGGAGCAACGUUUUCUUCAGUAAAAGAGGUGAAAUAAAAGGGUAUCAGGAGAUAGUGAGAGAUGGAUGGAUUUACUUGACCCAAAGAGAAAAAGCUGCUCUGCCCAAAUCAAAUUUCUGAUGACAGCAACAGGAUCAAAAAUUUGACUCAGAUUGGAUGCAGACAUAUGGAUAAAUUCCAGAUCACUUCCUUGAGUGAUAAAGUGAUAAACUUUUUACCUGUUCCACUCUUGACUGCUCUUUUGGUGUGGAGGUCAUCUGCCAGUUCACUUGCAUGUUGUGUGGAAGAAGGUUGCUGGAACUGAAGGUGUAUGGAAGAAGGAGUUUUAAGUUUCUCAGAUAUUGCAAAAGAUAGUUCCUCCUCUCAUCCUGGAAAAUCCUGACAGACCAGUUGGAUACCUUUCAGGCCUUAACUAAGGACUUUAUCUGUUCAUCCCGCUGUCUUUUUUACUGUAGAAAGACCUGAGACACCCUUAAGAACUGAGAAUCUGACUAAUUUAAACAGAUGGCUAAUCCCAGUGCUGUCUGUAAUGGACAUCUACAUCAUCAUCACCAUCAGAAACAGAAUAACGUCUUAAAAAGUGGAGUCUGUAAGAAAAAUGGAAUUACCAAAGGAAUUAAGAAGAAUGGUGUAACAAAUGGAACUCUCCACAAAAAAACGUUUAUUGAGCACUUUGAACAAGCACCAAUGUAUGUUGCUGUUCUUACGUUCGUGGGUUUUGGAGUGGGCACAAUAUUUGGCUACCUGCGAGAUUUUAUGAGAGCCUGGGGACUAGAAAAACGUAACGUUGCACAAGAGAGAGAGCAACAAAAAGAUUUUGUGCCACUUUAUCAAGAUUUUGAGAACUUUUACACCAGAAACCUCUAUAUGAGAAUACGUGAUAACUGGAAUCGUCCAAUUUGCAGUGUCCCAGGACCGCAGUUCGACCUCAUGGAACGCGUCACAGAUGAUUACAACUGGACAUUUAGGUUUACAGGAAGAACUAUCAAGAACGUAAUCAAUAUGGGUUCUUAUAACUACCUCGGCUUUGCAGAAACAGAUCCUAAUGCUUUGAAAACUGUAACCAAAGAACUACAAAAGUAUGGAACAGGAAUCUGCAGUACUAGACAAGAAAUGGGGACCCUAGAUAAGCAUGUAGAACUAGAGAAUCUUGUGGCCAAGUUCCUAGGUGUAGAAGAUGCUAUGGUGUUUGGCAUGGGAUUUGCAACAAAUUCAAUGAAUAUUCCAGCACUUGUUGGGAAGGGUUGCCUCAUUCUAAGUGAUGAAUUGAACCACACUUCUCUCGUUCUUGGUGCAAGGCUUUCAGGUGCUACUAUUAGAAUCUUCAAGCAUAAUAAUAUGCAGAGUCUUGAGAAGUUAUUGAGAGAAGCAAUAAUAUAUGGCCAGCCUCGAAGUCGCAGAGCAUGGAGAAAAAUUAUCAUCCUUGUGGAAGGCAUUUACAGCAUGGAAGGGUCCAUUGUACAGCUGCCAGAGAUAGUCUCCUUAAAGAAGAAAUACAAAGCCUACCUCUAUUUGGACGAAGCUCACAGCAUCGGUGCAGUGGGAGCAACAGGACGAGGAGUUGUGGAGUACUUUGGUAUGAAUCCUGAUGAUGUUGACGUAUUAAUGGGAACAUUCACAAAGAGCUUUGGUGCAGCUGGAGGAUACAUAGCUGGCAAAAAGGGCCUUGUGGACUUUUUACGAGCUCAUUCUCACAGUGCUGUGUACGCCACGUCUAUGUGCCCACCUGUGGCAGAGCAAAUCAUCCGAGCAAUGAAGUGUGUCAUGGGGUUAGAUGGAACAACGCAAGGGCUCCAGAGAGUGCGCCAACUAGGGAAAAACACCAGAUACUUCAGAAGAAGACUGCACGAAAUGGGCUUCAUCAUCUAUGGCAAUGAUGAUUCUCCUGUGGUCCCGUUACUCCUUUAUAUGCCUGGUAAGAUAGGGGCUUUUGCAAGACGCAUGUUAGAAAAAAAUAUCGGGGUUGUUGUGGUUGGGUUUCCAGCUACUCCUAUCACAGAGUCCAGGGCUCGGUUCUGUGUGUCAGCUGCACAUACACGGGAGAUGUUAGACACGGUUUUGAAUGCUCUGGAUGAAUUGGGUGAUUUUCUACAACUGAAAUAUUCACGGUUUUCCAAGUCAUCGCAUCCUGAACUGUAUGAAGAAACUCGGUUUGAAUUUGAAGAUUAAGUUUUCCGCCCAUGAAGAGAACAUUAUGAUGCUAUGAAAGGGGGGAAAACCCAAAAACCAAAUAUGAAUGCAUUUCUUCCCUUCUAAGGACAAUUUUUGUUUCUCAGUUAAUUGAAAGGAGGGAAAGCUUGGUUUUUGCAUUUUAUUGUAUCAAAUUUCUGUAUUUAAGAGACUGAAAUAUUGAUACAGAUUUGCCUCCCAGGAGAUCUGUUCUUCUUAUGGUAUUUUUUAUGCAGAAUGAAUGCAUCCAUUGAUCAUGUUGCUAGCGUACAGCUUUUGUUAUGGCCCCUUUUUAUGAAGAGGCUUCAGAUAGUCCUAAUUUUAACUGAAAGAAUAAAGGUUAAAAACCAAAUGGAUUCAGUGUAGUAUGGCAAUAUAACUGAGCUUCAUCAGUGAAAUUGAAUUCUGUCUGCUGAAGAGCAUAAAUCAAGACAUCGCUGUGGAUUGCUACAGAGCAGAAAGUGACUUCUUAACUAAUUUGCCCUAUUGUGCCUUUUUCCAGGGGCAAAAAAAUAAGUUAGAAGGCGGCUAAUGCUGAGAACACGAAAACUUAACUUACCUCAUCAGAUAUUUCUGACAACAGAUUAUGGGACAGGGGAAUUUCUCCUCCCCUCCACAGACCCUUUCUCUGUCACUUGAAUAUACUGUAAGCCUCAUAUUAUACAAAAGUCGGGGCUUAGAAAUAAAGAAAUGCUUUUAUUCUAAUGCAUUUGACCUACAGCUUUCCCCAUCUUAUCACGACGAGAGCUCCUCAGCAGGCGUGCUCCCUUUUCAUGUAGCAGCAGUAAAUAAUUUUAAUAACCAUUUAACUUUCCCGUAAAAACCUUGAUCAAAACAGUCAGAUACUCGCAGUUCACAAACUGCAGAUGACAUUUAUGAGCCCGUUCCUAAGUUUCCUGACCUACUUAUGGGCUUAAUAAAUUCGCUAACAAGUACAUAAUGCCCAAGCUGUUAGUUAUACAGAACGUGACGUUCAGGAUAGCAUGAGCAGUUCUCCCAGCUGUUAAAUUGAGAGCUCCGCCAUUCCUAACUGUGCUAAGGUCACCCACCUAAUAACAUCUCUUGAAAUGUUCUUGUCUGGUUUAUGCGUGGUCAGGGGUUGUUUUGCUUGUCGAGCUGCAGGCUUUUUGAGUGGUUUAUUUUACAAAUAAUUGAUUAUGUCAUCUGAGAGGAAGACGUCCUUGUUCUCCUUUCCACUGCUCAAGUGACAAAUGCUCAGAGACGCUUGGAGGAAAUGUUGUAGUCUGCAGCUUCCCAGCAGUGCCUUCAGCAGCAGAACUGUCAGCCUCGUGUGGGCUGGGUCGUUGGAGGGAGAUUGUAGCUUUUUCCCUUUUCUGUGGUGUUGAAAAGUGGUUCUGCAGCUUUAAGAAUGAACUCCAAACCAUUCCACACUAUCAAAUGUCAUUGUAAACACAUCAGAUGAGAGAUGUUUAGGUUUCUGUUGCACAGAUGUACCACACUUUCAUGUUCUCUUGAAAGCUGUGGUGUAAACUUAACCCACAGCUGCAAUAUUAGAUUUAAGAACAGUACAAUUAAAUUGCGGAGUACCAAUUACACUAUAUUACUCUCUGCUUGUUAAAGCUGCUUUCAGGAUAUAACAAGGCUGAUUGGUUAUGAGGGGCCACUUUUUGUUGGGUUUUUGUUGUUGUUGUCAUGCAAGUUAAUAAAAAUCCAGUGGUGCUAUAACUUUAA
Messenger RNA from Coturnix japonica (Japanese quail), 4562 nucleotides. RefSeq names its product serine palmitoyltransferase long chain base subunit 3 (gene SPTLC3). Gene Ontology annotation, biological process: ceramide biosynthetic process; sphingosine biosynthetic process. Gene Ontology annotation, molecular function: pyridoxal phosphate binding; serine C-palmitoyltransferase activity. Gene Ontology annotation, cellular component: serine palmitoyltransferase complex. NCBI's taxonomy places the organism in Eukaryota, Metazoa, Chordata, Aves, Galliformes, Phasianidae. The record is from RefSeq and is a predicted model, not a curated record.